Molecule: messenger RNA, 1996 nt
Organism: Vollenhovia emeryi
Lineage: Eukaryota; Metazoa; Arthropoda; Insecta; Hymenoptera; Formicidae
Product: receptor expression-enhancing protein 5-like
Exons: 4
Coding region: 99-641 (180 amino acids)
Source: RefSeq, a predicted model, not a curated record
GAACGUCGGCCAUGUCUCUCUCUCUCUCUGGUGGCGAACAGGUACACGGUUAACCAACGCGCACACGGCUCCGUCGAAGGACAGUUUAAUCCAGAAAAAUGGCCCGGAUCGUCGCCGUAAAAGAGUAUCUCGAAAAGACGUUGAAGGACGAGAGCAAGCCAUGGACGAAGAUGUUCGUCCUCGCGGAGGAGAAGACCGGCGUCGAUCGGCUAUACGUUUUUGUCGGAUCACUGGUGCUGCUGGCACUAUAUUUGGUUUUCGGAUUAGGACAACAACUAGUGUGUAACAUAGUCGGUUUUGUUUAUCCUGCGUAUCAAUCGAUGAAGGCGUUGGAAAGUCCCAAGAAAGAAGACGACUCAAAGUGGCUCACUUACUGGGUCGUUUUUGCCGUUUUCACCAUAGUAGAAUUCUUUUCCGAGUACAUCGUAUGCUGGUUUCCGGUUUAUUGGCUAUUCAAGUGUAUAUUCUAUGUAUGGUUGAUGGCGCCAACUGAAUAUAACGGCUCCUUGAUCCUAUAUCGCCGUCUCGUCCGUCCAAAGUUCAUACAAUAUCAGCCUGGAUUAGACAGACUCUUGUCGAAUGCACGUGAAACAGCAGUCAAGACUGCGGCGGAGGCAUUGCUGACCAACAAGCAAGAUUAAUGAAGCUACAAGUCGAGCACAAUAGAAAGUCCAUUUGUGUCUUUCCCUUUUUACUCAUUCCUAGCAGAGAGAAAGAGAGAGAGAAAGAGAGAUAGAGGGCAUGGAUUUCGUGGUUUACAUAAUAUUAUCGAGCGUUGUUACAUUAACGACUACAAAGAUGAAAAUGCCAAACAAAUAGAAAUUUUGAAUAUCCUAGAUACAAUAAGCAACUGUCAAGUGGAUCAGGGAAAACCAAAGCUGUCCAAAAUUGUGAAUAGAUAAUGAAGGAUGCACGAACGAGAAAAGCUCCCCUCUGAAAAUAAAAAAAACAUUUACAAUAUAAUAGCCUGCUUUCAAAAUUACAGAAUAUCGUGGUUAAAACAAGUUUCAGCAUGGAAAAGCGUUUUAUUUUUAAACAGGCUCGGCUUAUCGUUCAUGGUAAUUCCGAGCCAGUCUGAAAAUAAAACCUGGAGUGUUUUUGUAUAAUAGGAUAGACUGAUCGCGUGUGUCUUUGCCAUUUGCGUAAUCGUUUACGAUAUAUUGUGUGUUGGAAUACUUUACUUUUAGAGGAAAGUUUCACCAACAUUAAACUCUAAUCUGAUCUAAUUUUUUUUUUCCAAAAAUUUUUAAGUAACAUUAAUUAUAUAUCGAUUUUUAUCUUGAAAUAUUUACGGUAUCAAUUUGAAAAGGAUCAUAUUGAUGUUGGUGAAACCGGCUUUUACUAGGUACGUUUUACUAGGUAAGUUGUUUAUCAGGCAUUGUUGAGAAGCUAGUAAGGAUGAUUUAAAUAUUUAAAAAUAGUAAAGUUUCAAGGGAAAUGAUAUAUGAUAUAUUCAGAUACAUAAAUAUACAUCGAUAAAUCUAAAGAUUUUCAAUGUUUGAUAACUAAUGUUGCCAUUUAAUUGUUAUAUCGUGGUAAGGCGACUUCUGAUACGAAUCAGGAAUUAUGCCUUCUAGUUAGUUCAUGAGUCGUCAAUGGAACGACACGCACAAUUAGCUUAAAUUUGUACAUUAUAUAUGUGAGAGUGCAUCGUAACUUGCAUGCAGUCGUCUUCUUAUGUUUAUGGUAUACUUUAUCGACAUCCUUAAAUCUCUUUUAUUUUGAAAUAAUAGAAACAAGCUUAGGAUAUGUGUAUAUUGCUCAAAUUAAAUCACCACCUUGUACAAUUUAGUAGUUAAUAACCACGUGUCCGACCAAGUCGGUGUUCCAUUUGUGAAUCCUAUGAAAAUCUAAGGGAAAAUUUUCUAUGUCUUUUUCCAUCACUUUCCAUCCUCUCAAAAUUCUUUAUAUGGUACUGCCGAGAAGAGAAUAUUACGGGUUUUAAAAAUGUAAAUUUAGAUAUAUUGAUAGAAAUUAAAACCACUAUACACGCACC